GGGAUGUUUUUGUUUUGAAGGGAAGCCAUGUUUUAUGUGUGUGAUGGGCGCCGCCAUCUUCUUCGCAGGGCAAGUAUGGCGGCCCCAAAAGAUGGCGGGCCGCGGCGGGGGCGGCGGGCGGCGGGCGGCGGGCCGAAGAUGGCGGCGGAGGCGCGGCGCCGCCCGCUAGGCCGCAAUGGCGUAGUUUCCCCGGGCGGGGCGGCCGCGCGGCGCGGGGCGGGGCGCGCGGGGCGGGGCGCGCUCGGGCCAACGGACGCCCCGCCGGCCCGUUGUCCGCGGCCCCCGCCCGCGUGUGCGUCCGCGAGGCGGCCGCCCUCGAGGCCCCGGGGCGCGGGCAGGGCGUUGGCGGGGCUGCGCGGCGUGGACCUCGCGCCGGGCGGGCCGCGCCUUUCCGUGGCCUGCCGCUGGGGGGCGUCCCUGGGGCCGCGCCGCCCCCCGCCCCUUCCCGGGAGCCUCAACUGCUCCCGGGAGGCGCCUUCCGAAGGGGGCGGAGGCGCCGGGCCUGCGCCGGCCGCGCUCGCCUCGGCGGGGCGGGACCUGGGCGGCGCGCAGCGCUCGCGUCGGGCUCGGCGCCCGCAGGGCCUGUCACCGCGCGGCGGCCGAGGUCCCUGCUCCUGCUGCCGCCGCGGCGCCGGGUCGGGAGGGUCGGCGGGGAUCGUAGCUGAGUGCGAGCCCCUAGGCUCGCGGAAGUUUGGUUUUCUUCAGUCCUGGGCGCUUUGCGCACGGGCCGGGUAGCUGCACAGCUAGGCACGCUUGCCACUACGUUGGGAAACUCGAGCGCUUCGCUGACGUUUCCUCUUGUGUUUGACCUGGUGGAAAGCUCCUUGUUUUCCCCGUGAAAAGAGGGUCCUCCAAAGCGUCUUUCUCCAAUUUUAGUACUGCUUUGAAUGAAGGCCAGAAAAAAACAGAGCAAAAGAGAUUUAUCUGCACAUGAAUGGAAUAAUGGAGGGGGUGUUGGUUAUUGAUGAGUUUGCUGAAUUCAAAGAUAUCAUUUGAAAUUGGAUGUUUAGGUAAAGAUACAUUUAUUACAUAAAGCUUAAGUUUACUCUUUUUCAUGAUAUGGUUGUGUUAUCUCCACUGUAGUUCAGAACAGUGGGAUAUUUUAUAUAUUCUGCACUUGAUUUUACCAAAUUGCUACCCCACUUUUCCAUACCAAGAAGACUUUGUGAUGAAGGCUUUACUUGAAUGUAUCAAAAUUAGGUUAAAAGUCAUUAUUUCCUCUGUGCAAGUGGUUGCUCAUAGGCUUGUGCAGUUUGGGGGUAUUUUAAGGUCCAUUUCUUUUUUCUUAUUUGGUUGCCCCUUGGCAUAUCGAGUUCCCAAGCCAGGGAUCAGCUCUGAGCCGCAGUUGGCGGCAAUAUCAGAUCCUUAACCCACUGCGCUGGCCUGGGGAUCAAACUUGCGUCCCAGCACUGCAGAGACACCGUCGAUGCCAUUGCACCACAGUGGGAACUCACUGUCCCUUUCUUUAAAGAGUUAGUUGUCUGGCAUGUUGCAGUACUCUGCACAAAGGUGGUUGUAAAUAUUUGAUGGCAAUAACGCAGUAAGGAUGUUUUCUCAGACAUGUUUUGUGGUAAACUAUUCCCUUUCCUUAUUCUUGUGGUUUGGACUGUUACCAAAGAGAAGCUAAAUGGUUCGUGAUUAACUGUCCAUGUCCCAAGUUCAAAUUCUACAUAUAGUUUCAUCUUCAGAACCGAAGUAAGGAGAUAAUUGAUAACAGGC
Phacochoerus africanus (Common warthog) is the source of this 1719-nucleotide messenger RNA. Its product is annotated as translation initiation factor IF-2-like. The record is from RefSeq and is a predicted model, not a curated record. Lineage: Eukaryota; Metazoa; Chordata; Mammalia; Artiodactyla; Suidae. The coding region runs from base 28 to 735 and encodes 235 amino acids. The transcript is spliced from 2 exons.